This is a messenger RNA of Ipomoea triloba (trilobed morning glory), 1533 nucleotides long. RefSeq lists its product as uncharacterized. The record is from RefSeq and is a predicted model, not a curated record. The coding region runs from base 1 to 1533 and encodes 510 amino acids. NCBI's taxonomy places the organism in Eukaryota, Viridiplantae, Streptophyta, Magnoliopsida, Solanales, Convolvulaceae. The transcript is spliced from 2 exons.
AUGACAACGCCGGCCGAGCCAGUGGUACCUCCACCAGAUGAGACCAUGACAGAGGGGGAGGGCCACCAAAGGUCAAACAAGAAGUUCAAGGCUAAGAAACGCUUCUUCGCCGAAACAGUGAGCGCUCCUAUCUCCUUCAAUGGCGAGGAAGCCCCCAUCGCCGAUGAGCAUGAAUGGGCUUUUGAGGAUCCGGAGAUUGAGUCUGACGGAGAGAUGGAGGAGCAAGAUCCCUCCGACAGUCGACCAAGGGUGAGAAUUCCUAAGGAACUUCGGAGAGAAUUGUGCCAAGAAUGGAAACUUGCUUUGAUUAUCAAGUAUCUUGGUAAGAAUAUCAACUUUAACGUCCUAAACCAAAGGAUUCCAAACUUGUGGCGCUUACAGGGUAAGUACAAGCUUAUGGAUAUCAGAUAUGGGUGUUUCGUAAUAAGAUUCGAAGAUCGCAAAGACUACCUACAUGUCCUACUUGAUGGACCAUGGAAGGUUUUUGAUAAUUAUCUGGUGGUUCAAAGAUGGGAACCAAAGUUCAAACCAAGAACAGCAAAACUUUCAAAAAUGGCAGUGUGGGUCAGAUUGCCGAAUCUCUACCCAGAAUAUUUCAGGGAUGAUGUUGUGAAAAUGAUCCUCGAAAACAUUGGAAAACCUCUUAAACUAGACCGAACGACGGCAACAAGAAAAAGAGGGCGCUUCGCGAGAGCAGCAGUGGAGGUAGACCUGGAUCAACCACUGGUGACCGAAAUUUGGGUGCAAGAUGAGAUCCAAUUUGUGGAGGAACAAACCUGCCCGCUCAAUAAGGCGAAGACGACCGAAACAUCAAGCAUGGACUUGAACGCCACACCGGAAGCAGAACAUGAUGAGCCGCAGCAAUCGACUCCUGCGACACAGACGGGGGAGAUGAAUUCGACUCCCCAAAAGGUUGAUACAAUCCCUGAAAAACGUCCCCUGGGUUCAUGGAUGCUCGUUACCAGGAAAAAGAAACCGAGUGGACAGACCAAGGACCAUCUCCAUGACAAGAACCAGACUCCGAAGACGCGCAACAAUGCCAACCGCUACGAGGUGUUGGGAGGGAGGGCUGGCUCUCAGAACGCUAACCGCAAUAACGCUAAAGGAAAAGGUAAGGCUCCCGUUAAUGAUGAAGCAAGAGUUAACUCUGUCCCCGUGUCUUCGCAGGUGGCUCGUGGAGUGGCAAAUCCUAGAACGAACUUGAAUAACCCCAACGCCUCAAGACCACCUAAUGCUACUGCCUCCAGUUCGAGACAGCAGAAUAACAAAAGGGGAGGCAUGCAUUCCCAGGGACGUAGCAUGCAUAGAGGUGGGGGAAGUGGAGGGCGUUCGGCAGCUCCAGACGGCCGUAUGAACAAUGCUUGGCUUAAUCAAAAUUCAUCGGCUAGAGUGUUCACGUUCGGCAGUACGCAGUCUGCACCGAACUUCCAACGUAGCAGUAAUCAAGGCACUAAUGGUCUUGGGACUCCGAAUGGUUCCACGCCUGGAGAGGGCGUUUGUCAAACCUCUUCGUCUGCCAUGGGUGAUCAAUGA